CUGAUAUUGGGCUGGUUUUAUUGGCCAUUGGGCUGGUUUUGGGCUAGUUUUGAUUGGCCAUUGGGCUGGUUUUGUCACACAGACCUGGCAACCCUGGAAGCGGCCCUCGAGCUCCCCGCGAGGCCGCCAGGCGAAACAACAACGUUGUCGGGUGGCAGGCGUGUCGCCAACGGUCCGACCACUGCAACUGGGAUGGCUCGGCUGCUUUAAUGAGCAUCAAUUGUCCCGGGAUGUAUUUUCCACACUGUUUUAUUUUUUUUUGUUGCCGCAAAAAAGAUUUCGCCAUUAGCCCACGACUUUUUAUUAUUUUUAAUCCAGCCGUUGCGUUCACUGCAGCAACACACGGGGCUCGGUGAUCCACCUCAGGGAGGACACCGUCACCUCGGCUUCGACUGGAGCCGCAUCACCGCAUCACCGCCCCGCACGGUCGAACACGGCCCUCACAGCCAGAGAGAAGCAGACCCGAGCGAACGGCGGACCGACGGACCGCAGCGAGCUAGUUAGCCGAGUUGGCGACGCCAAGAACUUUGUUGGCUCCCGCUAUGAACUCUGGGUAUUAGCCGCGCCGAGUCUUUUCGUUUAGUUGGCGCGGUUCUGGUCAAAGCCCAUCGGUGACUCGGUGAGGCUCGCGCCAUGGGGUCCCUGAAGGCGCUGCAGGAGUGGUGCCGGGCGCAGUGCGAGCACCACGGCGAGGUGGACGUGAAGGACAUGUCGGCGUCCUUUAGGGACGGGCUGGCGUUUUGUGCCAUAAUUCACCGUUACAGACCAGAACUGAUUGACUUUGGCUCGCUGUCUAAAGAGAACGUCUACGAGAACAACCGACUGGCCUUUGACGUGGCAGAGACGCAGCUGGGGAUCCCGGCCCUGUUGGACCCAGAAGACAUGGUGUCCAUGAAAGUGCCGGACCGGCUCAGCAUCAUCACGUACGUCUCCCAGUACUACAACUUCUUCAACAAGUCUCAAGCAAACCCCCCUUGCAUGAAAAGGCUGAGUUCUGUUGAUCGUAUCGAGCCGGCUCCGAAGAGGCCGUCGACACCUUUGGAGGACAAAGCGUCUGAGUCCGAGCCGAGCCAGACGUCUGCGCAGACGGACGGAGAAGCGGAUGCGGCGGCGGUCAAGCGCAGCAAACUCAGCAGCACCUGCGCCGCCUGCCAGAAACACGUCCACCUGGUGCAGAGGUUUCUGGUGGACGGCAAACUCUAUCAUCGCAGCUGCUUCAGGUGCACAGAGUGUCACAGCACUCUGCUUCCCGGAUCCUACAAAUUGGGAACCAGCUCCGGGGCCUUGGUCUGUACGCAUCACCUCGCAAGGCACGCGUUAGCCAAUCAGAACGGCCGGCCGGAUAUUAGUAAGAAACCAGUGGUGGGUCAGUCUGCCAGGAUUGGUCGCAGCACAAUUCCUCACACCUCGCCCUCCGAGAGGGACCGAGCGAAGACUCCUCCUCCUCCUCCGGCGAGCCAAACACAUGAAACUGACACGCCCACUAAUGACUCCGCCCCCAUCACUGCUGUAACGACACACGCAGCGGACUCUUUGGAAAAGGCAAAAGUGAUGGAUGGCGGUGGAGAGGAAGAGGCGACGCCUCGUUCUUCUUCUCCUCCCAACCCUUUUGAUGAGAGCGAUGACGAAGAGGUGGAGCGAGAGGAAGAUGCUAAAACACCAGCCAAAUUAACGAUCAAUGGGGACCUCCCUUCCACGCCGCUCCGUCAUAACGACGUGGCCGGUCGGCCGGUGCCGGCGCCUCGCCGCGUCGCUGAGCCCACCCCUCCUCCUCGCCCUGCCCCUCGGGUCCGGUUGCCCCGCGCGGCAGACGGCCUCCCAGUGGGUGAACACCAGAAGCCUCCGAUUCCUCCCAAACCUCGAGAAAGAUCACGGUCUCCUGGAAGCCUGUCAAGUGGUGCCCAUAAACCCAAAGACCCCCCUUGGCUUGCCCUGGUCCAAUCGGACCCCAAGAAGAAGAAAGCCCCUCCCCGUCCUCCGGCAGGACUGGCAACCCGUCCCAAUACCGGCUCUCUGUCCUCUCUCAAAGCGGGCGGCUCCAAACCCAGCACGCCUCCCGCGCCCGCCAACCCAUUCGACGACGACGACGAAGACGAUAAUGGCGAGGUGGCGGAAGAAGAGGGCGGCGGAGAAAGUGCAAUUCCGCCCACGGUCGUGGCCAGUCACCCGUGGUACAGCAUCACUCAGGCGGCCGAUGCAACGGGUGCGGACGCGCCCCCUAGUGGCGGGAGCUCGUCCCGCUCCGAGAGCCCCGGGAGCGCGAGCAAGAAGCGGCCGGCACCUCGCGCCCCGCAGCCGCCGCCGGGUCGCCACGUUCUCUCUCACUCUCAGCCCUCCUCUUGCUCUCCCUCUCCAGCUCUCAGCACAGAGAGUCUGUCCCCCGGCUCCUCCCAUCCCCAUUUGGCCGGCGGCGACAAGGAACAACACGCCUUCACCAAAAGCGUCUCGGAGCCUUCCAUCUGUUCCCCGUGCGACUCCGCGCCGUCUCCUUCCUCCUCCUCGGCCGAGCGCCUGCCUCAUCCUUCUCUAAGCCCCGCCCCUUCUCCCAUGCCAUCGAGUGCCAGCUCGGCUCCGGCUACCCCACAGCCCAGCCGCAGCUUUGGGACCAAAGGGACCCUCGACCCUCCACCACGACCCUCAACGACCCCCAGUCCAUUGGCCUCGCAAACACACAAUAAGCGGACCUGUAAAGAGAACCCGUUCAACAGGAAAGCGUCUCCCUCCCCGGCUAAAUCCAAAACCAAACCACCAACAGGCCCCCGUCCGGCCAGGCCCCCGGCCCCCGGCCACGGCUUCCCUCUCAUCAAACGCAAGGUGCAAUCGGACCAGUACAUCCCAGUGGAGGACAUCCAUGUGGAGAUGGGCCAGCUGCAGAAGCAGCUGGAUGAGCUGGAGCAGAAGGGAGUGCAGCUGGAGAAGAAGCUCCGAGACAACCCCAACGAUGAGGAUGAGGAGCACCUGCUGGUGGACUGGUUCACUCUCAUCCAUGAGAAACAUCUGUUGGUACGACGGGAGGCCGAGCUGGUCUACACGGCGAAGCAGCAGAACCUGGAAGAGAGGCAAACCGACGUGGAGUACGAGCUGAGGUGUCUCCUCAACAAGCCAGAGAAAGACUGGACGGCGGAGGACAAGAGUCGGGACCAGCAGCUGAUGGCGGAGCUGGUUACCAUCAUUGAGCAGCGCAACCAAAUCGUGAACAACAUGGACCAGGACCGGCAGAGGGAAGAAGAGGAGGAUAAACUCAUGGAGGCCAUGCUGAAGAAGAAAGACUUCCAUAAGGAUCCGGAGGUUGACCAGCAGCGGAAGAAGAAGAAGAAAGGGGCAAAGUUCAAACCCAUCAAGGUGCUGAAGCGCCUGAGCCACAGAGGGGAACCGGGCAAGAGCCACAGCCCCCGCAAGGAGAAAUCACCGUAGCAACAAGCGCAUUCUCCUCCGAGAGGAGAUGAGGCGCUUUGAAGGAGACCGGCGGCCACGCGGCGCCCUUUCUCUACUUCCUUUUCUUUCUUCGAUUGUUCUCGAUGGGGAGGGAGCGUAGGCGGCAUCUUUCUUUCCGAGCGCUCCGAAAGCUUCGACUCUGAACGUUUCAGGAAAGCGAGUCGGGGAGGGGACGCUCGUUUCGGCCGUGUCUGUCCAUCCUGAGCUCUCAUAUUUCAGACACUCUAUCGUAAACAAAGACCCGAAAAAGCCCUUUUAGGAACAUGAUGACGACCUCGAGUCGACCUCGCUCUCACGUUACUCGGAGACACUCAUCCAACACGUAGGAUGAAGCGGACGUCCUCCGUUUGAUGCUCAUUGGGAAGAAAACAAAAUAAAACUAACAUACAGUAGACCAAAUAGACAAUAAGAAGCACAGGAGCGACGCCGGCGGUCGCUCUUCUGCCGGAGAAAGGCGCCACGUGGACGCAGAAUGUAAAAAAAGAGGCGAGAUGCACCAGACGGGGAAGACGAGGUCACCUUUAACCGUCGUUAACUCUUUCCAGAAUCCACUCCAUGCCCACAUCGGACUCGACGCUUCUCCAAAAAGUCCCUUCAGUGACUAUCUUCCGUUUUGUGUGUUUUCAAAAGAGACGGUUUAACGUCUCGGCUGCUUUAAGAGCCGACGUGUUUGUCCAGUGUUGUUCGUCUCUAUCCUCGCGUUGUGCGUCGAGGUUCAGCAAAGGCGUGACGCCACGGUUCACUUUGAACGAACUCGUCGUUGCACGGCGAUCCCUGAUAACACGAGUUUAUGACAUUUUAAUCUGUUCCCGUGUUAUUCCGGUUUCCAAAGGUUAGCGGCUGGAUAUCUGCGAGGGCUUCAUGUCCGGUGUGUCUUCAGCCUGUGGUACGUGUGAAAGUAAAACAAAAAAGAUUAAGAUGAGCUAUGCUUUAAAUUCAGAAAAACUACCCGUGACACGCCCGAUGGACCGGAGCUCUCCUAGCUGCUACGCUAUGAUCGUCUUUGGGUUCCCGCUUUUGAAUUUGUUUUUCUGCGAUGGUGUCUUUUUUUGUCAUGUAAAUCAUCUUAAGACAUGGAUGGACGUAGAAACUGUAUUUUCGUGUGUGUGAGACAAAAAAAGAAGAAAAACGCGUUAAAGUGGAGAUGUCAAAGUUUAUCAAUAUUUAAAGGUCACACAUGCAAUGAUGAAUAUUAUAAAAGGGCAGAUAUACAGUAUUUUAAUAACUGCAGCAUCAGCUCAUAACAGUUUUAACCAUCGGGUGAAACCCUGAUUAUGUAAUCAUUAAUUUAUAUUUUACGAUGCCUUUCUGUGUGUUACCGUGUUUUGCCUUAAAAAAAGUGUUAAUA
Molecule: messenger RNA, 4783 nt
Organism: Pseudoliparis swirei
Lineage: Eukaryota; Metazoa; Chordata; Actinopteri; Perciformes; Liparidae
Gene: micall1a
Product: MICAL-like 1a
Exons: 17
Coding region: 634-3414 (926 amino acids)
Molecular function (GO): protein binding
Source: RefSeq, a predicted model, not a curated record